GUGAUUGGGAACAGCGAGUGGGUCGUUACACGGAAGUUACUUCGUUCGUUCGUAGGUUCAGUCGACAUAGGUUGGUUGUAGGGUGUUCCGUUAACGGGUCACUCACCGAUUCAACAUUCCAAAGGCUGGGUCUUCUUACCGCUUCUUCAGCACUCUUCAUUGGUAAGUCCGACCGUGUGCUUGUUAAAUAUUGAGUAAAAGAAAGUGAAAUUUACUAUUGUGGCACUUGUAAAGCCGCGCAAUACAGAACGUCAUCAUGUACGCUUGCUCUCGACUCAUCGCUCCCAUUGCCAGGUCUACUUUGGUUUCUGGAACCAAGAGCUAUUUUCGACCAUUGAGCAGUGUGGUCAGUCAAAGCCAAUCUUUACAACAGCAAAAACAACUGCAACCACCAGUGUAUUUAUCACAGGUGCGUAACUUCCAAACUUCCCUAGUCAGACGUGAUAUUGAUUCUGCUGCCAAAUUCAUUGGUGCUGGUGCUGCAACUGUUGGUGUUGCAGGAUCUGGUGCUGGAAUUGGAUCUGUAUUUGGUUCCCUCAUUAUUGGUUAUGCUAGGAAUCCAUCUUUAAAACAGCAAUUGUUUUCAUAUGCUAUUUUAGGUUUUGCUUUAUCUGAGGCUAUGGGAUUAUUUUGUCUCAUGAUGGCUUUCUUACUUCUGUUUGCCUUCUAAGCCAACAAUAUCAUCAUAAGAAAUUGCUGAUAGUUUUAGUGCGUCACUGUCAAACAGUAUGUCUUUGCUUCAGAAAAAAGCAAUGACUAUCUGGUACACAGAAUGCCAUGAAAUCAUUAAGGAUGCCCAUACUUACAUUUCAAUGGGAAACAACAGUGCAUCUAUGAAUACAAUCCAAGCCUAUGUGGAGCGGAUCAUCAUUAAAACUCUGAGUUCUUUCUAAUUAUUAGAAUAUUUGUAAUUAUUUCAUGGCUUACUGUCUCAUGUAGCGUAACUGACAUUGUUAUAAAAUAAUGAAUUUCAGUGUAAUGAAACAAAAUAUUACUGCAGAUUUAUUGAAAUUACAUCACCUAGACACGCAUAUAUGCAUUCACAGCAUUAGUGUAUGAUAUAAGUACUACUAUAUCGCAAUUUUUUUCAUAUCAGGAAACUAUCACUGUUGUGCCAUCAUAAAUUCUUAGUAAUUUAAUAUUUGAUGAAAAAAUUCUAUAAUUAAAUAAACGACGUCAUACAAACGG
Messenger RNA from Vespa mandarinia (Asian giant hornet), 1188 nucleotides. RefSeq names its product ATP synthase, subunit C (gene ATPsynC). The record is from RefSeq and is a predicted model, not a curated record. Gene Ontology annotation, molecular function: proton transmembrane transporter activity. NCBI's taxonomy places the organism in Eukaryota, Metazoa, Arthropoda, Insecta, Hymenoptera, Vespidae. Gene Ontology annotation, biological process: proton transmembrane transport; proton motive force-driven ATP synthesis.